This is a messenger RNA of Paralichthys olivaceus (Japanese flounder), 756 nucleotides long. Lineage: Eukaryota; Metazoa; Chordata; Actinopteri; Pleuronectiformes; Paralichthyidae. The record is from RefSeq and is a predicted model, not a curated record.
GUGGGACGUCCACGCUGCAUCUCUCGUCCGUGCGGGAGCUGCCGUGUCAGCUGCAGGAGCUUUACCAGCAGGGCUUCGUCCUGGCAGCAGUUCACCCGUUCGUCCACCCCUGUGGUCCAGAGUCCAACAGCCCACCGCACCAGCUCUACCGGGCCAUACUGGUCCAAGUCAACGACGGGGCGGAAAGGAGCCAGCCGGUGUGCCCACCGUACAAACUGCAGCUGGAGGAGUGUCUGUGUGCUGGGCAGGUACCCACCCCCGAGCUCAUCCAGGGCUACGUCAAGAAGCAGAUCCAGGAUGCCGCUGACCAGGGGGUGAAGUUUGUGGGAUUUGUCCAGGAGCCCUACGGGGCCCCAUGCACCACCAUCAGAGAACCAGACACCCCCUCCCUCUCCCUGCACUCCAGCCCCAGCUCGUUGCUCGGUUCUUUGGGCAGCUGCAGCCCCUCGAACCCCUCGAGCCCCACAAACCACGCGGACCCCGAGGCUGAAGCCGAAGCUAGAACGGCUGCGGACAAAGAGGGAGGUGGGGAACCCUCGCGCGAGGCCCUGGAGGGAGCGCCGAGCGGUGAGAAGAACCACAGCGAGAACACCGGGAACCAUCAGGGCGGCCAGGGUGAGGUCUCGCCCGCGACGUCUCCGAUAUCAGAGCUGGAUCUGGAGCUGAGGGAGGAGAACUCGCCGUGUCACAAUAACAACAAAGACGGUGGCACGGAGACAAAGGAGAGGCCGAGAUACCGACUGCGGAGAGGCGCUG